GAGCGAUACCGUUUGCUGGAGCCAGUCCACGUCCCGGAGCAAGAUGCGGUGCGACGAAGCGUGGGCGCGUGCGGACGCUAGCGCGGUCGCGAAGUACAUCGAACACCGCAAGGCGCACAUGAUGCCGCCCGACUUCACGCACAUUCAACAGCUGGACGAGCUGGAGUCCGCGGACGUCGAGAAGAACACGGCAACUACUGACGCAGCGGGGGCGAAUAUCGAAGAAAAAAACUGUGUAAGUGUAACUUUUUUGCAGGAACAGCAUCACAGAUUUGUUUUUCAUGACAGAAAACUUGUCAUGCGUAGCUAGUAUGCUAAAACACGUACUAAAAUAGCCUCUGAUGCAUAUCCGGCAUGACAAGUGUAACUGUAUUGCAACAUCUGCAAGACAAAGCUACACUUACACAGUUUUUUUCUUGCAUAGCGAACGAGGAGGAGGACGAGAGCGAGGAGUUUGUGUUGUCGUAUUACAACUCCUGCGACCGCUAUCACAGGAAAAAAGUCUUUCACUGUAAGGAUUUUGCAACUUUUGCAUCACAAGUUUGUUCCGCAUGACAGAGAAAAUUUGCCAUGCAAGCUUCCUAAGGGAAAACACAGCUAAAAAUCCACUUUCUUGCAUGUGUAGCAAGUCAAAUGCUUCUGUGUUCCAUUUUAUGCGUAACAAGUUUACAGUGAAACAGUUUUUUCUUGCGAUAAUCGCGUGUGGGUCGCGAACGCGGAGGUCGGGGGCAAAUUGAAAAUCAUCGAGGCGACGUGGGGCAGCUCCGCGGCGGCGGCGGUCGUGUCGACGGAUCAGGUGCAAAGCAAAGUGGCUGAUGGAG
Messenger RNA from Amoebophrya sp. A120, 821 nucleotides. The record is from the annotation of a GenBank genome assembly. Lineage: Eukaryota; Dinophyceae; Syndiniales; Amoebophryaceae.